GGGAUGCUCUAGCUCUUCGAUCACUGCUCAAUCAAUUUGAGAAUGACAGCUGGGCACUUGCUCCGUUGUGCGGGCGAGGUGAAGUCGCGCUGAAUGAAUGCAUGUUGUUCUAUAAUUGCGUAUUUGCUACAGGAGAGACAAUGUGAGUGAAAAAACUUUCGCGAAAGCUCAGAGAGAGCACGAGAUCGAGAGGAGACCUAGAAUCUGACGGACCACAGACAGUGUUGAAAUUUAUCAGUUGGAAUCGUUGGGGUGCAGCUCCGUGUGCAACAUUUCUACUAGCGACCAAGUAGUUACGGGUUGGCGUUGAUUCGUGUCGAUUUAGUACGUUGGAUUCUUGUCAACAUCCGCACGGAACUUAUUAUCUAAGAGCCUACUUCUGUUUUUCUUUCUGCAAGUACGAAAUCUGCUACGAAAUCUGAGGAGAGAAGAAGAGCUUGUAGUUUUGAAUAAGGACGACGAAAGUGCCAUUAUGUAAAUGUUCGAGGAGAGUAGACUUCUACGGGAAAAAGGGUUUUGCCUGUUUCUUUAAACAAUUGUGAAAAUAAAUCUCGAAAUAGGUUCUCAGUACAAGAGGGUUCUGCGUACGUAUCGUGGUGUAGUUUUUAGUUAAGCUCCCGUAUCAACGGAAAGAUGGAGGUGGUCGACAUCGAAAUGGGACUUCGGUUCCUCAGCAGUCAGGGUUACACCCUCAACGUCGCGGAGAUUGCCAUGCUUACUGCCAGUACUGUUUCUGUUUCAAAUAUAUCGGAUACUGUCUUGUGGGUGCUGUUUGUUCUCUUUCUGGUUUCUGCUCUGCGGCGAGGCAUGACCCAAGCGAUUCAUUGCAACUACAGUACUUUUCUCCUUCUCAUUCAACAGGUCUCUCGAAGCUUCAAGCAGACGAGAAAUACGGUCGGAUUUUCUUCUGGGGUAAAAUCUUCGGAAAGACUCAGGACUACUACAUCGCUUACGGAAUCCGGGACAACGAUAUCGAGUUCCCCUCAAAACAGUUCUACUGCGCGUACUGGAUGUUUUUUCCAAUUUGAAUUUUCUCAUCAAGCCUGAACAUAAGCAAAGGAAUGAAGAGACACGGUGCCACCAUUCGUCUGUGAAUUUUGUCGACCUCUUUGUUCAUUCCUCAUAUCAACAGGACGGGCGAGACCUUUACGUUCGGCGAUUUGGCUUUGCUAACGGACGACGAGAAGGCUAUGAUCGAAACUUUUCCAGCGGAGACUCCCUUCAGCGGUGAACCAGACUGCUUGCUCUUCCCAAAAAAAGAGGGUAUAAGUACUGGAUAUUUAGUUUUUCUUUCAUGCACAAUGAUUUUUUUGCAUUUGCUGCUGGAUCUAGUUGCAAUUUGAAAUCCAAAUUUCGCAAUAUUUCGCAGAUGACCCAGAGGAGAUGGAGGAGAGCCCGAUCACCGAGCUGCACAGGCUCUCGUACACCAUCGGCGCCAUCGACGCCGAGACCUCGGUAGUACCAGCAACCGCCUUUGUCCUCAACGACGCACACCAGGUCGUCCCAAGUGCGGAGUACGCAGGCCUGAGCUGGUCCGAACUCACCGAUCUCGGCAGCUUUGCGCAUUUCAGGCCGGCAAGCGACGUAUAGAUGUCGAGUUCUUUUUUAUUUGUAUUGCUAUUGUGUGAGUUUCUUGCAUAUGAAGAAGUGCUUAGUAAGUACUAGGUUCCUUGUUGCACCCCUACCGCAUGACAAUGACUAGAUGCUCUCAUCGGCGGCAGGUGGCAUGAUCAUGAUCAAUUUUCCUUGCUGAUUGAAACUCCACAGAUCGGCAAGCAGCGCGCAAUGGCAAAGGACGACGUGGAAUGGAAGAACUCGAACUUUCUGGACCGCCUGACCACGAGCCUGCCAACGGGGUGCUGGGCAAUGCGAUCCGACGCUACCGUCAGCUCGGUAAAUGAAGAAUAAGCGCACAAUCAAGAACAGUAGAGUACUUGUGUCGAGUACAGAUGUUUUUCUUCACAGAUCUGUUGCCGGCUUUUCUUCAUUGCGUAUUUGUUCUGAUACUGAUUUUUGUCACAAAAAAAACAUGAUGUUAACAGGUACAACUGCGAUCCCUGAUGUGGCCGGGCUACGUGUUCUACGCUGUGGCAGAAAAGAGGUACUUCGGCUCUGUCUACAUCGGUCAUGGUCUGCAGAACUCUGACUUGCCCUUCCUGCUCUAAGUAGCGAGAGUAAUAGCAGGUCGCGAAAGAAACACGAAGCGAUGAUUCGCGAUGAAAAAGUAAGAAGAAGCAAGAUACGCAUGCGCAACAAAAAGAGUCACCAAAGAAAUGCUAGUAGCCAAGAGAACAGAUAAACCUCAGGACCAUGGCCAGCUUGAUUAGACUUAGCAGAACGUCACCAGACAAAGGAAUAUUGGAACCGAGAACAGAUUUUAUCGAGAAUAGCAGCAGCAAAGGAACUUCAGAGCCGAUUCUGAAAGAGCCGAGAACAGUGAAUCAAUAGCACAAAUGAGAGCCGCGACGUGAAUAGUCGAAAAUUAAUCCUGCAUUUCGCGCCGAUUCUUACACUAAAUUAUUCAUUGUACUAAAAUUUAGAGCGUGUGUGUGACGGAAUGCGAUUCGAAGUUUAUAUGCUUUGGCAGAUUAGGAAAUGCGGAUAAUGUUGAUUGCAACGGAUUAGUGCAGCCUGCACUUGUACAGCUUCUGAAUAGUUUUAGAAAAUGAAAUAAUGGGCUCUUCCAGCGGAUCCCAACAGUAUUGAAAAGUCACAGGCUUGACUAGAU
Messenger RNA from Amoebophrya sp. A120, 2728 nucleotides. NCBI's taxonomy places the organism in Eukaryota, Dinophyceae, Syndiniales, Amoebophryaceae. The record is from the annotation of a GenBank genome assembly.